AUGAGCCAUCAGCCGCCGUAUCACGAUGCCGAGGGCGAGUAUGACAGCGCCGAUGUCGACGAACUCGCUCAGACCGUGGCGCAGACGCAUAUAUCGUACAGCAGUCAUCCCGAAGUACCCCGUACCCUGGACGCUGAGGGAGCCGUUGGAUAUACUGAUGAACACGCCGACCACUAUGAGUCCGGCGAUGCGGAAGGUUCGCACACGUUUGGCGAGCCUGUUGUGUAUGGUGUUUCCGGCGAGGGGUACGAUGACGAGGAGUACGAUGGGGAGGAGUACGAUGGGGAGGAGUACGAUGGGGAGGAGUACGAUGGGGAGGAGUACGAUGGGGAGGAGUACGAUGACGAGGAGUACGCACAAGCUGGCCAAGAAGAGGAGACCUUGUCAGGGGCAUUCAAUCCGGAAGCUUUUGACCCAAGGUUUCAUCUUGAUCCAGCAUAUCAGGUUUGCCCUGACGAGGACUGGUUCGUUGGCUCGAUCGUUAUGGUCCCUUGGGCAGAGCCCAAAGGACAGUCUCCGCCCAAGGGAAAGCAAGGCGGCACUUCACUUUACACACUGAGGGAAUUGGUCCACCAGUCCUUCCGGCGCAUGGUUGUCGUGAAGCCGGAAAAUGGCUCGUCUUUCUGCUGUCCUAUCUCCACGUAUGGAGCCCAAGGCUGCAAAAAGUCUAAGUGCAAGCCGGAGAAGCAUGGUGUCAUCUAUGAUGAUAAUUUGAACCCAGAGACAUUGAAAGAUGAGAAGAAGCUUGGUUUCAAACCAGUUGGGGCCACCAUGUAUGCCGGUCACACACUCGACCGGGCCUCUCGCCUCAACUAUGGCAACGGCUUCUGGGUUCAACACAACAUCCCAGUCAUGUUCAUCGGCCACAUCCCCGCUGACGUUAUGAAGCGAGUUAAGAGCGCUUACAAGCGCUUUAUAACGGAGGGCUCUGAAGAUGAGACGGAGCGGGCCGCGUCCUCGUCGAAAUCUAAGUCCAAAAAGUCAAAGAAGGAGGCCAUGCGCGGCGACUGGAACGAGACGAGGAAGAAGAAGAAGGAUGGCGAGGGCAGCAAUAGCAGAUCCAAGCGACGCUGA
Messenger RNA from Emericellopsis cladophorae, 1074 nucleotides. RefSeq lists its product as uncharacterized. The record is from RefSeq and is a predicted model, not a curated record. The coding region runs from base 1 to 1074 and encodes 357 amino acids. Lineage: Eukaryota; Fungi; Ascomycota; Sordariomycetes; Hypocreales; Bionectriaceae. The transcript is spliced from 3 exons.